AUUGCGUCUCUUCUUCCGCUGUAAAAUCUUACGGUCACUCUGCUCCAACCACAACACACCUCGUAUUCUCUGCUUAAGUCUCACACCGGAGACUUUUAAAUCUUGCGUUACUAUUGGAUCAGAUCAAUUCAAUCCAACGAAAUCAAAUCGCCUUUUCCCAAAGCACAUCAUGAGCAGGGAGAGGCCUCUGCGCGGCAGCUGUUCCUGCGGAAGAAACCAAUACAUAGUCGAAGUACCCGAAGACUCGACUGAACGAGCUCAAGUUUUCUUCGAUCGAGGAAGUGGCAGCCGGCGGCAUCUAGCUACGCCUCUCAGCGCAUGGCUGCGUGUGCCUCUGGAUUGGUACCGCAGCAGCACGUAUGCCUUUUUCAAUGACGAAUCCCACGCGACGAUUCGUCGCGUCUUCACACCGGCCGCGUCGCCAUCGACGAAACGGCAGUUUUGCGGCUACUGCGGAACACCGUUGAGCUACUGGACCGAGUCGCCGCACUCAGAAGCCGAUUUUAUUUCGCUGACCUUGGGCUCCCUACUGGGCGAAGACCUACUUGAGCUCGAAGAACUGGGCUUGCUUCCGCCCGAGGCGGUUGACGACGCGCUCACAGAGAAGGAGCAGAUUGAGGCGCGCCGGGAGUCGGACGAGAGCAAAAACGACUCGCAGCUCACGCGGCAGCGACAGACACUGGAGGAUGAGGCGGAGGUGGAAACGGAAGAGGAAGACGCCGAGGAGGAGAAGGAAGGGGCUUUGGGACAGCAGCUGUCUCGCGUGUUUGGCACCGAUGAUGGCUUUUUCGAUCACCUCCCGUGGUUCGAAUCACUGAUUGAUGGAAGCAAGCUGGGCAGAUUGAGUAGAAGGUCGGCCGGGCAAUCGCAGUCUCAAGAUGGCAAUGUGCGCGUGGAGUGGGAAAUUGCAGAGUGGAAUGGCGGGGAGGACGAGGAGGACGAUGACGAUGGUGAUGAAGCAUCCGCGCAGAAGAGCAAUCCUGGCAAGAGAAAGCUAGUCGAGAUUGAAGAAGAGGAUGACGGGGAGACGGGUCACCAGCGGAGUGUGGCUAUGAGGGAGAGUCGAGAUGUCUAAUUACGAUCUUGCCCUUUUUUUGCGCUGACGGAAAGCCUCCAAAAGAGGGGGGAAAUAACAGUGCAUUGUAUGCAGCGGUAGCAUUUUGUCUUUGUACUUCAUCUAUUUACACCAGACAGCAAAGAGUGAUCUUUUUAAGCGGAUGCAGUACAUUUACAACCAAGAAAUACCAUAAGGCAAGAAGAUUCAUUGUAUAUCAUGCAAGUGGCCAGACUUUGAAGGGAAAGCGUCCCCUUUUGAUCUUUUUUUUUUUCAUGUAUGGAAAACAAUAGUCCAAGUGGAGAUCAAUCGUUUUUAAUUAUUGUCUGAGUGUAAUCAUCGCUGAAGAGCAUUUCCAGUACAAAUGGAAC
This is a messenger RNA of Xylona heveae TC161, 1425 nucleotides long. RefSeq lists its product as hypothetical. The record is from RefSeq and is a predicted model, not a curated record. The transcript is spliced from 2 exons. The coding region runs from base 170 to 1075 and encodes 301 amino acids. Lineage: Eukaryota; Fungi; Ascomycota; Xylonomycetes; Xylonales; Xylonaceae.